AGCCUGCAGGGGCGGCGGCAGCACCACAGCCGCAGCCCGAGGACGCGAUGGAGGUAGAGGCACUGCCGACACAGACGGAGCAGACCAGGACAGCGGUGAAAACCGAUUUCGGGUCACUUUGGAAGACAGCUAGGCACGUGGACGCGAUCACGCUAGACGACCCGAUCGACUACAGCAUCCUAGACAGCAUGGGCACGGGAGCCUACGUGACUACGAGUGGGCAGGAGCCCGUGGCGGAGCUCAAAUGGAAGCGCGAAGCGCUGGAGGUCCUGGCCCCCUACGGCGCGCACGCGGACAUCCCGAGGAUUGAGAGUGGACAUCUGACAAUGAUCAGUGCACGUUGGGAACCGCAGAUGCGAGGCAGACAUUGCAAGUGGGGACAUGCGGCUCAGGACUCCAAGUGGAUCGAACAACGUGACAACGCAUUCGCGGCGAGCUCGUCUGCGCAGACGAGCAGGUCAGUGGACUUCGUCAGCUUCAAGGAGGAGAAUCGCGGGAUUUUCAUCGCACAGUGGGCAAAGGCGCACUACCGGGCAGACCAGACGGGGAAAGUCUGCGUGGAGCCUCCCACGGAGUACCUCGCCAUCCCGGUGGAGCUGGGCAGGCCAUCUGACAUCGCGUGGGCGGCUAAGACCUUGAAGGGAGAAGGCCCUGCGCGCUGCGAGUGCCAGCCUCAGUUCCAAAACAUCAGAGAGAAGGAGGUCCUGACCAAGGUCCACAUGGAGGACUUCCACGGAGAGUGCCCCAUAAAGAACCUGGACGCGGUCAUCGGGAGGCUGCGCGAAGCAUCCGACCUGAAGGCCACAGACGCGAUCAGAAAGGUGCGCCACUCGAACUUGAAGUGCGGCAGACUGAGGCUUAUGAAUGGCGAUGUGAUGAUGGGGCUGAAGAUGAAGCACAUCGAGGGCCUAAUCUACGCGAUAGGCAUGGACCAAAGCGAAGCCCGCGAAGGCGCCUGGCCUGACUGA
Prorocentrum cordatum is the source of this 968-nucleotide messenger RNA. The record is from the annotation of a GenBank genome assembly. NCBI's taxonomy places the organism in Eukaryota, Dinophyceae, Prorocentrales, Prorocentraceae.